GUAAAUCAAACGUUUAUCACGUUUAUCUUGACAAAAUACGCAAUGCACGAGUUUAACCUAUUUCGACGAAUUUUGCAACCCUCCCCAUAUCAAUUUUGUCGCACAGAUUGCUUAUUCUUAAAGUUAUGUAUUUGAGCAUUAGAAGUGUUGAAAACAUUUUAGAUUACAGAAUUUCCAGGGUUGAAAGCAACAAUAGUUAUCAAUCUCGUAAAUCAAGAUAACGUCUGUUGACUUUUUCUUUGCCUUAAAUUUUAUUUAAAAAGAAUAUGGCAGAAGAGAUCGAGAAGUUUAAAAUAUCGAGAUUAUUCAAAAGAAAAAAGAAAGAACACGAAGAAAAUGCUGAUCAAAACAAAAACGUGAACGCAUUUUUUAAUAAAAAUGGACAUAUUACAAGAUUUUUAAAUCGAUUUAAGAAAAUUAAGAAACAUAACACGGAUGAUGAAAAGUAUUUAGUGAAAGAAGAAGAAAUUGAAAUAUACAUAACCUCCGAUCCUGCUGAAGAAAAGGCUGCAAAAAAGCUAGCCAAGAAAGAAAAACGAAAAAAGAGAAUGAAGAAAAUUCGUAAAGUUGCACUGAGAUCCUGCCAUUAUAUCGGAAUGGGUGUUGCUAGUAUGGCUCCACCAGUCAUUUAUCAAUCGCCGACUCUAGAAAAUAAUUAUGAUUACGAUGAUUACAGAUAUUGUAAUUAUAGAUAUACCGCCAAUUCAUCUCAUUGGACAACGGGGAUUGUUUUUGCUAAUUGGUAGCAAAUUCUAAUUUAAGUAUUAAAAAUUUUUAUUAUCGUCUACUUAAUUACUUGUAUCAAUAUAUUGUAACACUUACAUAGAAAAAAAUGUAAUAAUAGCAAAAUUUUUUAUAGUUCUUUUUAAUAUUUAUAGGUAAGCUCGAACGGUUUAAUAUUGACCAUUUUUGAAUAGUAAAUCUUAUGUUUAGAACUGAUAAAUAUAUAAUCUUGUGUUUUAAUGUUGUCCACAUUUAUAAAUUUGUAUAAAUAUAUAAAUAUAAAAUUUUUUUAAAUAUUUUGAUGCCUGUAAAAAGAAAUUAAAUGUAUGUAUUUUUAUCAUUGAAAUAAAAUGCAGUUAUGACUUUUAACGCUGUUCAGUUUUUACACCAUCCA
Messenger RNA from Centruroides sculpturatus (bark scorpion), 1117 nucleotides. RefSeq lists its product as uncharacterized. The transcript is spliced from 3 exons. NCBI's taxonomy places the organism in Eukaryota, Metazoa, Arthropoda, Arachnida, Scorpiones, Buthidae. Bases 267 to 746 code for a protein of 159 amino acids. The record is from RefSeq and is a predicted model, not a curated record.